AGCCGAGCUUUUUGAUAAGCAAAUGUGUUACUCACUCGCACAUGGGGUGGUGUUUGCCCAGACGGUCUGCGAGGGCCAUGUGGAAGCGGUGGGGGGCGGUCCGCUAAUAAUAGUCAAAUAUGGGAGCGCAGUAUUUGUUUGGUGUCGAAUAUGGCGUUUUGCAAUUUAAGGUCCUGUAUGUGGCCACUUGGGAACAGUUCUCGCCCGGAGGUCCUACUGCUAGUGUCCCUCGUCGUAAUAUACCAUGGAGAUAUCCCAGCCCAGCAUCGGCAUCUUCUACGUCAGCAAAGUGCUGGCCCUGGCUCCAUAUGCUACUGCUCGGAACUCCAAGGGCCAAGUGGAAAUCGGUCGCAGCUGGCUCUUUACGGUAUACUCGGCCACGUUAACGGUGGUCAUGGGUAAGUUAGGCAGCCACAGGGAAUGAAAUCCUUCUGACCAAGAGCUAUCCACAUCUGCCUAGUUUUUCUCACCUAUCGGGGUCUCUUGUUCGAUGCCAACUCCGAAAUACCAGUGCGGUAGGUACUUCCGACUUGCUGUUGGAACUUUUGUUUCAUUUAUGUGUCCUACUUGUAUGGUCCCAGUCCUGUGCCGUUCCCUUACUAAUCUUUACAUGCUUGUUUACGGGAGGUUUUCAAAUUAGUGACAUUCGAAAUGAAAAUUUCCAUAGAAUCCAUAUCUACAUGAUGUGUUUCUUCAGAUUUGAAUGCUUAGUUUCUAACGUUCUUUUUUGUAAAAAAGGAUAUGAAUUAGUAGCUAGGGAGUGUCACUACUUUGAUCUUAGUUGUGUGUAUACUUUUCUCUAUUUUUCACUAUCUAAUCAUCACCUCUGCUCCCCUUCCAAACACAUUUGAUCUUGACCAAUUAAUUGCUCUGACAAACUGCAAACAAAACCAACCAACAAAUCAAAAGUGCAUCUUUUAGAAUGAAGUCGGCAACGUCGAAGGUGGUGACGGCCCUGGACGUUUCUGUGGUUGUCAUGGCUAUUGUAUCCGGUGUUUACUGUGGUCUUUUUAGCCUUAACGACACUCUCGAGCUCAACGAUCGCCUAAACAAGAUCGAUAGUACUUUAAAUGCCUACAACAACUUUCGAAGAGAUCGAUGGCGAGCCUUGGGAAUGGCUGCCGUCUCCUUGGUGGCCAUUUCCCUUCUGGUCGGCCUUGAUGUUGGGACGUGGAUGCGCAUUGCCCAGGAUAUGAACAUUGCUCAGUCGGAUACGGAGCUCAAUGUGCACUGGUACAUCCCAUUUUACAGUCUCUACUUCAUACUCACGGGCUUGCAAGUAAAUUUUGCCAACACGGCUUACGGACUUGGCAGGCGCUUUGGUCGCCUGAAUCGAAUGCUUUCGAGCAGCUUUCUUGCAGAGAACAACGCAACCAGUGCCAUUAAACCCCAAAAGGUCAGCACCGUCAAGAACAUAAGCUUAAAUCGCCCUUCAAUGCCAUCGGCACUCCAUGCGAGCCUGACAAAGCUGAACGGCGAAACCCAGGCCAGCGAAUCCACAGGUGACAAGGCAGCCGCCCGCAGUCUAAUCCUCAACGUGGAGUUACUCAAAUUGGGAUAUUUUCCAGCCAAAAACAAGGGGUUGCUCCUGAAAUCUCUGGCGGACAGUCACGAGUCGCUGGGAAAAUGUGUCCAUCUCCUGUCCAACUCCUUCGGCAUUGCGGUUCUCUUCAUCCUGGUGUCCUGUCUACUGCAUCUUGUAGCUACGGCCUAUUUCCUCUUUCUGGAACUGCUCAGCAAGCGGGAUAACGGGUACCUGUGGGUGCAGAUGCUCUGGAUUUGCUUUCAUUUCCUGCGAUUGCUCAUGGUGGUGGAGCCGUGCCACUUGGCUGCCCGAGAGUCCCGCAAAACGAUCCAGAUUGUUUGCGAGAUCGAGCGGAAAGUGCACGAGCCUAUCCUUGCGGAGGCGGUUAAGAAGUUUUGGCAGCAGUUACUCGUGGUAGAUGCUGACUUCUCCGCCUGUGGAUUGUGUCGCGUUAACCGCACCAUUCUAACAUCGUUUGCAUCGGCCAUAGCCACCUAUCUCGUAAUUCUCAUUCAGUUUCAACGGACCAAUGGCUAAUGUUUUCAGAUAUACAAAAAGUGGCUUUUUUUAUUAACACUAUUAACUAAACG
This is a messenger RNA of Drosophila santomea, 2115 nucleotides long. It is a transcript of the gene Gr43a, whose product is annotated as gustatory receptor for sugar taste 43a. Gene Ontology annotation, biological process: sensory perception of taste. NCBI's taxonomy places the organism in Eukaryota, Metazoa, Arthropoda, Insecta, Diptera, Drosophilidae. The transcript is spliced from 6 exons. Gene Ontology annotation, cellular component: membrane; axon; neuronal cell body. The record is from RefSeq and is a predicted model, not a curated record. Bases 923 to 2062 code for a protein of 379 amino acids.